Molecule: messenger RNA, 583 nt
Organism: Amblyraja radiata (thorny skate)
Lineage: Eukaryota; Metazoa; Chordata; Chondrichthyes; Rajiformes; Rajidae
Product: myeloid cell surface antigen CD33-like
Exons: 3
Biological process (GO): cell adhesion
Cellular component (GO): plasma membrane
Molecular function (GO): sialic acid binding
Source: RefSeq, a predicted model, not a curated record
AUGCUGUUCUUCUCCGCUCUGUUCACACCGGGUCCACAGCGCAGGAUAAACGCCGUGGUGUCGGUAAAGUGGAGAGCGGACAAUCCCAGAGCUGUGACAGCGCAGAAUGGUUUGUGUGCACGGAUUCCGUGUCGCUACAGAUACCCGUCGUAUCUGAACAAUAAACCACGGACUGGAAUCUGGUUUAACAGUGAGUCGCGCGACAACAAAGGUCCUGUAGCCUUCCACUCCAGGGAUCACAGUCUAGAAUCAACAACGUUUCAGCAUCGGACCCGGCUGUCAGGAAUCCUGAAAGACAACGACUGUUCCCUGGUUAUAGACAACGUCAAGCAGCAAGAUGCAGGUCCUUAUUUUUUCAGAGUUGAAUUCGAUGGGAGGAAAGUUUACAGCUUCCACCCUGUAACACAGCUCAGUGUUACUGAUUUCACGGAUAAACCCACGAUAUUCGCUGCUGAAUUGGUGGCAGGAAAGCCUGUGAACAUGACCUGCUCCUUCAGCACCACGUGUGAUGGAACGGCCCCCACCUUAACCUGGGUCACCCCCGCUGAUGAACCACCGUCAGCCUCACACAGCGUAACUCAGC